Hibiscus syriacus is the source of this 451-nucleotide messenger RNA. RefSeq lists its product as uncharacterized. NCBI's taxonomy places the organism in Eukaryota, Viridiplantae, Streptophyta, Magnoliopsida, Malvales, Malvaceae. The coding region runs from base 131 to 415 and encodes 94 amino acids. The transcript has 3 exons. The record is from RefSeq and is a predicted model, not a curated record. Gene Ontology annotation, biological process: developmental process.
UUCUUUCCCAAUCUUACAAGCUUUUGCCUUCAUUUUCCGAGGUUCAUCCUUCAGAUCAAUCACUCUAUAAAUAUUCCAAGCUUCAACCCUUCAAGCACUUAGGUCUAGAGUACUAAUAUUUGCAUGAUUUAUGGGUGAAUCUUCGGCUUCAUAUAUCCGCAUGGUGCACCGUCUUAUAGAAGAGUGUUUGAUCUUCAACAUGAGCAAAGAAGAGUGCAUGGAAGCUUUGUCUAAGCAUGCAGAUAUUAAACCAGUCAUUACUUCAACAGUUUGGAAUGAAUUGCAGAAAGAGAAUAAGGAGUUCUUUGAAGCUUACACAAACGGCAGGGGUCAAAGAGCAACUGAGAUGGAGCAGCAAAGGCAGAGGAUCCAAGGCAAGCUUAAUGCUUCCAUGGAGCCCAAUGACAAGAACUAACAUUUAUAUAUGUGUGUGUAUAUAUAUAUAUAUAAU